GUAUUCGAGAAUCGGAUGUAUCCAUUUUGAGUUUGGAUAGUAAUUUACUUAGCCCCACCAUAUGAUAUAACCCCCCCUCUCAAAACUUUCCUCCCAGGAACCUCGGCUUUCUCUCCCCCAAAUAAUAAUAAUAUAAAAUAAAAUCAAAGCUAUAGCUAAUACUGUGGUAAUUUGGUCGCCUUCAAAAAAACCCCUCUUUUCUUGCAACAGUUUUUCUGGGUCCGUUUAAUUUUCGCAGAAUUUUUCUGGGUUGGUUCAAUUUUUGCAGAAUUAUUCUGGGUUUUUGAAAUUUCAGAACAAUUCUUGGUGGUUUAGGCUAUGAUGGAUAAUAGUAAUUAUAAUAAUAGUAAUAAUAAUCGUGUUUACUGGAAGAAGAAACCAAAGGAGGAGAAUUUCAAUGGUGGUUCAAGGUCGAGAUCACAGAACAAUAACAAGAGGUCUUCUUUUGGCAACGGUUGGGAGCAGCAAUCUGUUCUUUCACUGGAGAAGAAAUUCUGUGCAACUGUUGGUGGAGUUUCAUGGAAAAAGGUAUUAGAUACACAAAAAUACAUGUUCCAGGAUGAAAAGGUGAUAAAUUGGAAAGACUCUGCAGUGGAGGAGGCUUUUUGGAAUGCCAAGAAGCGGUUUUGGGCAGAUAUUCUCGGCCAUCCUUGUGACAUUGAACUUCCGGAUCCUGACAUCUUCAUCCACGAGAUUGACUGGGAUACCAAUGUUGACUCUGAGCUCAUGUUGGACUUGGAAAAGAGAGAUUCAGAUAACUUUUGUGAGUCAGAUCACAAGUACAGUGGUGUAGUUGUUGGGAUUCCUGUGGUUCCUGAGCAAUAUGUAUUAGCAUCCAUGGGAUGGGGGGAUGUUGAAGAAAAGGAUCCACAGUCGAACAAUCCUGACAGUUUGAAUAAUGCAGAGAAAGGUUGCUCGAAUAAUGGCUGGGAAGAUGAUCAUCACCAUCGGGGUGACAAUAAUAAUGCAGAGAAAGGUUGCUCGAACAUUGGUUGGGAGCAUGAUUAUUAUGAUUAUCGGGGUGACAAUAAUAAUGCAGAGAAAGGUUACUCGAAUAAUGGCUGGGAGGAUGGUUUUGUUUAUGUUACUAACAAUAUGGUUAACCACGAAGAAAAUAAUUAUUAUGGUGGAUCAACAUGGAAUGGCUACAAUAACAAGUCGGACCAUGGAGGUUGGAAUUCAUCCAAGUUGAACAUCUCCCAAUUCAACCAUGGUAAUGACAGGUCAUUCACUGGUGGUUAUGGAAGCAACAGGAGAGGCAAUUUUUCUAAUUUCAACCGUCCUGUGGUAAAGUGGAAACCCGUUUCAAGGCAAUGGUAGAUUAUCAGGACUCUGAACAAUUUUUGCAGCGCGCUGUUGAAAGAACAUUAGCUGGUGGUAUUUUGUUAAUACAUAAUAAUCAAAAUUCUUUUGUUAAUCUAGAACCAUAAUGGCGUACGUAGAUGGAGAUGAUGGUACUAAUUACAGUACAUAAACUAUUUUGUAAUAAUACAAGGUUCUUUAGUAGCUUGAUGGUAACCAACUAGGUGAACGACCUUCACCUGCUGUGUUUUAUGUGUGUAACACAACGAUAUAUCAUAUAUGGAUGAUCUUGGGGUGUAA
Spinacia oleracea (spinach) is the source of this 1602-nucleotide messenger RNA. RefSeq lists its product as uncharacterized. The coding region runs from base 319 to 1320 and encodes 333 amino acids. The record is from RefSeq and is a predicted model, not a curated record. NCBI's taxonomy places the organism in Eukaryota, Viridiplantae, Streptophyta, Magnoliopsida, Caryophyllales, Amaranthaceae. The transcript has 2 exons.